Purpureocillium lilacinum is the source of this 543-nucleotide messenger RNA. NCBI's taxonomy places the organism in Eukaryota, Fungi, Ascomycota, Sordariomycetes, Hypocreales, Ophiocordycipitaceae. The record is from RefSeq and is a predicted model, not a curated record.
AUGAAGCACUCUCACGGCAAGGACUUGACCCACAUCUCCACCAAGGCAAAGGAGGUCAUUGAGUUUGUCAACGCACAUGGCAUCGAGGUUCGCUUCUCCGGGGAAGACUCCUUCCGCUCGAACUUCGACGACCUCCUGAACCUCUACUCCCUUGUCGACCGUCUCGGUGUCCGGCGCGUGGGUAUCGCCGACACCGUGGGAGUUGCCUCGUCCCGUGACGUCUUCAACAAGAUUAGCGCCCUGCGCAGAGUUGUUGGCUGUGACAUCGAGACGCACUUCCACAACGACACGGGUUGCGCAGUGGCCAACGCCUACACCGCCCUGGAGGCUGGGGCAACCCACAUCGACACGACGGUGCUCGGCAUCGGCGAGCGGAACGGCAUCACGUCUCUCGGCGGCCUGGUCGCUUCUUUGCUUCCUACGGAGCGCAAGUAUGUCUUGAGCAAGUAUAAGGUUGAGACGUUGAGCUACCUCGACAGCCUCGUCGCCCAGAUUGUUGGAGUGGAAGUUCCUUUCAACAACUUUGCAGUAUCCCACUUGUGA